Hevea brasiliensis (rubber tree) is the source of this 1316-nucleotide messenger RNA. Its product is annotated as zinc finger protein ZAT5. Lineage: Eukaryota; Viridiplantae; Streptophyta; Magnoliopsida; Malpighiales; Euphorbiaceae. The record is from RefSeq and is a predicted model, not a curated record. The transcript has a single exon. The coding region runs from base 282 to 1178 and encodes 298 amino acids.
AAUAAAGGGGAGAGAAGCGCAAAUUAUGUGGUUCCAGGCUUGCAAACAAAUCCUCCAGAGAGGAAUCGUUUAGAAAAAGUAAUGGGUUUGCUUCAAAGCCAACCGAAUCUCACUCGUUUCCUCGCCUCCUCAUACUUGCCAUUGCAUCUUUCUCCUUCCUUUCUCUUCUCUUUCUUUGUCCAUCUGUAUCUUCUCCUUAUUUAUAUACUCUUAGUCUACUUCCAAGAUUAUAAAAUCAAGACUGCCCGCCAAGAAAAUUUAGGCAAACAAACAUUAUUUUCAUGGAUGCUCAACAAGUAAUGGCUUCUGAAGACCUUUCACAUACCAAUAUCAUCAAAGGCAAGCGCACCAAGCGUCAACGCCUGCCCUCUCCUCUCGGGUUACCCGUCACUUCUAGCUCUUCUAGUGGCGGAGAUAGCGGUGCAGAACCACUUGAAAGAAUUGACAGUAACAUGUCUUCUGCAACGACGAUGACUUGUCCUGUCACCUCGAUUGAAUUCGCGGAAAGCACUGGUGGGGAAGAAGAGGACAUGGCUAAUUGCUUGAUUCUUUUAGCUCAAGGUAGCAGCCUCCAUAACCAGACUCGAAAAUUAUCUGAGCCUGCAGCUAUGGCUACGAGUACUACUGCUGUUAAUAAGGAAUCAGGGUCGUGGCAGCUUUACCAGUGCAAGACUUGUAACCGGUUCUUUCCGUCGUUUCAAGCUCUUGGUGGACACAGAACGAGUCACAAGAAGCCCCACAAUAAGACUAACAACGAAGAGAAUAGAGUGAUAGAAGAAGAGGAAGAUCAACUGCUUAAAAAUAUGAGCACAGCCCUUUCAUUGCAGAUGCCAAAUAGAGCUUUAUAUGGCAGUAGUAAUAUCAAAUCUAACAAGGUUCAUGAGUGUUCUAUAUGCGGGGCAGAAUUCUCCUCUGGCCAGGCCUUAGGCGGUCAUAUGAGGCGGCACAGAGCGGCGUUCGCUACUACUUCAACCACGACAACGACAACGAGAAUGAAUAUGAGCUUGGUUACAAGUAGUUGUGAGUCGCAAGAAUCCAAGAAGCCAAGAAAUAGUCUAGAGUUAGACCUUAAUCUUCCUGCACCAGAAGAUGAUCUCCAAGAAUUGAAUUUUCACUUUGGGUCCAAGGAACAAGUUCUUGUCUUCUCGGCUUCUUCUUUGGUUGAUUGCCAUUACUGAUAACAUUGCAGUGACAACUGCCCCUUUUUUUUUUUCCUUGUUAUUUUUGAUGUGGAAUUAUUUUACCCCAAACUCUUUGUGAAUUCAUUAUCAACUUCAUUUUCACUUAAGUAAUUCAAUUAAUUGUUAUUUUUUCAA